Molecule: messenger RNA, 1251 nt
Organism: Penicillium nucicola
Lineage: Eukaryota; Fungi; Ascomycota; Eurotiomycetes; Eurotiales; Aspergillaceae
Product: aromatic ring-hydroxylating oxygenase subunit alpha
Exons: 2
Coding region: 1-1251 (416 amino acids)
Molecular function (GO): iron ion binding; 2 iron, 2 sulfur cluster binding
Source: RefSeq, a predicted model, not a curated record
AUGGCUACCUCAAUGAUGCACUAUCUCGGCUUCGGCAAGGAUGCUCCUGUCGCUAAGGAGCCUGCGAAAGAGACUCCCAUUCGGGCGUUACCUGCUUCGUGGUAUACUUCUCCCGAGAUGUAUGAAUUGGAACGCCGUGCGAUCUUCUCCAAGAGAUGGCUCUUCCUCACCCACAGCAUGCGAGUCAAGAACACGGGUGACUGGCUUCGAUAUGAGAUCGCGGGUUAUGACUUUAUCAUCACUCGGGACCGACAGGGCAACGUCAAUGCAUUCCAUAAUGUUUGCAGACACCGUGCCUAUCCUGUCAUUGAAAAAGAGGGCUCGGGCAAUUCCAAGAUCAUCUCCUGCAGAUACCAUGGCUGGUCCUAUGGACUGAAUGGCAAACUAGCCAAAGCCCCCGGAUAUCAGGAACUAGAUGGGUUUGACAAGGACAAGAACAAUCUGUUUGGAAUCCAUGUCAAGGUUGAUGUCAAUGGCUUUAUCUGGGUCAAUCUGGAUGCAAAUGAAACCCCGGAGGUUUCAUGGGAAGAUCACUUCCGCGACGUCGACAAGCAGGACCGUUACAAGGCCUACGACUUUAACAACUACGAUCUGGACCACGACUAUGAGCUAGAAGGCCACUACAAUUGGAAGAUUCUGGCUGAUAACUUCAAUGAAUGCUACCACUGCCCAACGACACAUGCCGACAUUCCUGCUUUCCUCAACCUCGAGUCUUUCGACAGUGACCUCAAGGAUGGACACAUUCAGCACCAUUGCGAGUCUACGGACGAGCAAAAGGCCAAGGGUCUUUAUACUGCCAGCACCUAUUACUUCCCCAUGUCUGCCAUGGUCGUUUCACCACAUUUCAUCAUGGUCCAGAAAUUCCUACCAAAGAGCCACGACAACUCCAAGAUGGCCUAUGAGAUCUACCGCAACAGAAACUCAUCCGAGGAAGAUUUCCGACUGAUCAGUGACAUGUACGCCCGCGUAAUGGGCGAAGACAAAGUCCUCUGCAACAAUGCCCAAAGGAACCUCGACCGAGGUGUCUUCACCAACGGCCAGCUCCAUCCGAAAUACGAAAAGGCACCGCUUUUCUUCCAAAGCACAGUCCGAGAUGUAGUCACGGAGCACUUUGAGCGUGAGAAGAAGGUGGGGAGAGAGAUCUGGCCGGCGAAGGCUAAAGUGCCUUGUGACACGGACGUGAGUGACAAGGACGAGGCCAUCUGUGCUUCUCUUGCUUGUGGGGCUCAGAAGGAAGUCUUGGCUUGGUGA